Scheffersomyces coipomensis is the source of this 2467-nucleotide messenger RNA. RefSeq names its product malate dehydrogenase (oxaloacetate-decarboxylating) (gene MAE1). Gene Ontology annotation, molecular function: NAD binding; malate dehydrogenase (decarboxylating) (NAD+) activity. The record is from RefSeq and is a predicted model, not a curated record. NCBI's taxonomy places the organism in Eukaryota, Fungi, Ascomycota, Pichiomycetes, Serinales, Debaryomycetaceae. The transcript has a single exon. The coding region runs from base 167 to 2095 and encodes 642 amino acids. Gene Ontology annotation, cellular component: cytosol; mitochondrion. Gene Ontology annotation, biological process: pyruvate metabolic process; malate metabolic process.
UUUAUUUCAAUUUUUAAAAUUGAUUUGAGUUAUUUAUUUUUUUUUAAUUUAUAUAUACUCUUCUUCUUCUUCUUCUUCUUCUUCUUGUUUGAUUUAAGUUUUACUUCUUUGACUAGAAGUUAUUCAUUAUCUAUUCAUAAAUCAGUCAUAUCCAACUAUCAUCAUUAUGUUGAAAGUUAUAUCUAGAUCAAGUGGUACCUCAUCAUGUACAUCCACUAGUUCUAAAUUACUCCUAUUAAGUCAUCGUUAUAAUUCAACCACCACUCCAAAGAAAACCACCACUUCAAUCCACACUCAUACCAUUAAAACCCCAGUUGGUAUCAAAGCUGCAAUUGCAUCAUUAAAACCAAAAACUACCAGAUUAUCCAUUGAAGGACCUAUUGAAUGUGAUUUAGAAGGAUUUCAAGUUUUAAAUUCUCCUAUUUUUAAUAAAGGUUCAGCUUUUACCAGAGAAGAAAGAAAAGCCUUUGGUUUAACUGGUCUUUUACCAUCUCAAGUUAAUACUUUAGAUGAACAAGUUGAAAGAGCUUAUAGACAAUUUUCUUAUUUAAAAACUCCAUUAGCUAAAAAUGAUUUCUGUACUUCCAUGAGAAUUCAAAAUAAAGUGCUUUAUUAUGAAUUAGUUAGACGUCAUAUUAGAGAAAUGUUACCUAUUAUUUAUACUCCAACUGAAGGAGAUGCCAUUGCUGCUUAUUCUCAUAGAUUUAGAAAACCAGAAGGUUGUUUUCUUGAUAUCACUGAUCCUGAUUCUAUUGAUGAAAAAUUUGCCAUUUAUGGUGAAGAUAAAGAUAUCGAUUAUAUCGUCAUGAGUGAUGGAGAAGGUAUUCUUGGUAUUGGAGAUCAAGGGGUUGGUGGUAUUAGAAUUGCCAUUGCCAAAUUGGGUCUUAUGACUCUUUGUGCUGGGGUUCAUCCUGGUAGAGUUUUACCUAUUGUUCUUGAUGUCGGUACUAAUAAUGAAAAAUUAUUAAAUGAUGAUCUUUAUAUGGGUAAUAAAUUCCCUAGAAUUAGAGGUGAACAAUAUUGGGAUUUCGUUGAUAAAGUUAUUUAUGGUAUUAAAAAGAGAUUUCCAAAUGCCGUAUUACAUUAUGAAGAUUUCGGAGUUUCAACCGGUAGAGAUAUGUUAUAUAAAUAUAGAGAAGUGAUUCCAUCAUUUAAUGAUGAUAUUCAAGGUACCGGAGCUGUGGUAAUGGCUUCUAUCACUGCUGGAUUGAAAUAUACUAAUAAGAAAUUAUUAGAAUCUGAAAUUUUAAUUUAUGGUGCUGGAUCAGCUGGUUUAGGUAUUGCUGAUCAAAUUGUUAAUCAUAUGGUAAGUCAUGGUUCAACUCCAGAACAAGCAAGAGCAAGAAUUCAUACUAUGGAUAGAAGAGGUUUAGUUUUAACCUCUCAUGAUGAUGCAAGUCCAGCUCAAAAGAAAUAUGCUGAUAAAGAUAGUGAUUGGGAAGGGGUUGAUACUACUUCAUUAGUGGAUGUGAUUGCUAAAGUUAAACCAACUGUUUUAGUGGGUUGUUCAACUCAAGCUGGUGCUUUCAAUGAACAAGUUAUUAAGGAAAUGUAUAAAUAUAAUAAGCAACCAAUUGUUUUCCCAUUAUCCAAUCCAACCAGAUUACAUGAAGCUUUCCCAGUUGAUAUUAUGAGAUAUACUGAUAAUAAUGCUUUAAUUGCUACUGGAUCUCCAUUCGAACCAGUUGAUGGAUAUUAUAUUUCUGAAAAUAACAAUUGUUUUACUUUCCCAGGUAUUGGUUUAGGAGCUGUAUUAUCAAGAUGUACCACUAUUUCUGAUACUAUGGUUUCAGCUGCUGUUGAUCAAUUAGCUUCAUUAUCACCAAAAAUGGAAAAUCCAAAGAAUGGUUUAUUACCAAGAUUAGAAGAAAUUGAUGAAGUCAGUGCUUAUGUUGCCACUGCUGUUAUUUUACAAUCAUUAAAGGAAGGUACUGCUAGAAUUGAAAGUGAAGAAAGACCUCAAGGUGGAUUUGUUGAAGUGCCAAGAGAUUUCGAUAAAUGUCUUAAAUGGGUUCAAUCACAAAUGUGGAAACCAAUCUAUAGACCAUUAGUUAAGGUUCAACAUGUUCCUGAAAUUCAUACUUUCCAACAUUAGGUGUUAGUUGGUUAGCCAAUCAGUCAUUCAUUUAUUCAACCAUUAUGUAUAUUAUUAUUAUUAUUAUUUUAAGUUAGUUUGAUUCUCUUCUUUUUUAUUUAACUGUUUUGUUCAUUUCUUAUAAUUCUCUUUAUUUUUUGCAUAUUUUGAUAAUACUUAUACACAUAUGUUUAGUCUAUUCUUAUCUAUCUAGUUAUUUUAUACAAGCAUUAUACAGUUUUUUUUUUAUUUAUUGAUCGAUAAUAAUCAGUAGUUUAAUAGAUUUUGUUACUUUUUGAUAUUUUUUGCAACUUUUCAUAGAGAUUUACUUACAAUUUCGUUGAAAACUGAUAUAAAUUACAAAAUCCUACAUACAAAACGAACCAAUUUGAA